This is a messenger RNA of Colletotrichum acutatum, 398 nucleotides long. RefSeq lists its product as uncharacterized. Lineage: Eukaryota; Fungi; Ascomycota; Sordariomycetes; Glomerellales; Glomerellaceae. The transcript has a single exon. Bases 134 to 307 code for a protein of 57 amino acids. The record is from RefSeq and is a predicted model, not a curated record.
CGCUGACGUCAAACACGAAGCCGAAGACCCGAAAUGACUCGCCGCGUCCGAGGCUUUACAUACUUCUUUCAGAAAAUGAGGCCGAUAAUAAGAGAAGGAGGUAUUUCCUUUUCGGUUUGGGGGGUAUCGUGAGAUGCGAAGCUGUGAGUUACUCCAAAUCACGAGAACGAGUUGCUUGUGGGAGGGCGCUUGGCUGUCGCAGACAUCUCUCCGGCCGAUGGCUACGAUGCUAUAUCAUAUGAUACAUGGUGUAUGCAUUCUUCGAUGUCAGAUCAAGGGUUCCUUUGUAGUCGACUCUACGGGCUGAAGAGUCCCAUUUUUGGUGCAAAAUCUGUAGGCAAAGUUGACGAUCAAGUGGGUUUGUUUGGAGCCUGUCACAAAGCAUCGACCUCACUUGC